AUGUGCAGCCGCGAGAAGGACGUACCUGCGCUUGCUAGCGACGCGAAGGGUGUGGCAGAUCGCCGUCCGGCCGCGCUUGCGCCGUCGGCGGCCCCAUCUGGCCCCCCACUUAUGACGACCAGUGCUAUGGCUAUGGAUUUGGUGGACACAGCUCCGGAAACUUUGAAGACAGCGCUGUCUGUUCCGCUCCCCGAUUCUGAAGAUGAGAGCUCCACCGCCCCUCAGCCACGCGGACGAAGUGGGAAACAGAAGAGGAGGGCAACAGCCGCGACGUCCGCUGUUCGCAGCUCGCCGAUCGAGAAGAGGGCCAAGCAAGAUUUCGCCCCUGACGCUGAUGGUUUUGUCCCGGCCCGGCGCACUGCAAGACGCAUGCAGUCAUCGACGACGCUUCCAACUGCCGUCGCCAAUUCAUUCGACGCGCUCGCUGACGCGCCGGACCAACUGCCGCGCGAUCCUGCGCCAAAGAAAGACUCCCAUCUCCCGCCGGUGGUCCUCCAUUUUCGGCCUCCCUAUGGGGAACUGCAGAAGUUGUUGCGAAGUGCGUGCCCCCGUCCGCCCACUGAGAAGCCAACUUGUGCACUCUGUGGCGGUGCUCACGUGCCCAGCUAUCGUGGGUGUGAGGUGUGGAAGCGUGCCAUCGCUCGCCAACGUGGCCAAACACCAGCGCCACAUCCGAAGAAGCCAGCAACGAGACGGCCCGGCGUCUCUUUCGCGGCGGCGUCAGGGGGCGCCCUCACCGUCCCGGCUGCGUCGGCUGCUCCUGCUCCUGCCGCGUCGGAUGGCGUGCCGAUACCUGAGGCUCCUGCGCCUCCACCACAGCUGCUAGUGGCGGACGCGGGUACUGUCUCUCCCGGGCCGUCGGCCAGACCACGCCCCGCCAAUCGCCUGCGCGGGGGUCAGCGCCCCGUGGGUACCCAGCGCUCAGCACCGUCAGUCGAGCAGCCCCAGGUGGACUCUCCAAGCGAGUCAGCCACGCCUCCCCCUUCCAGCGACGGGGCCACGCCGGCUGCCUCCACCGCUGACCUGGCCAACCUCGUCGCGCAGCUCACUGCCUUAGUGACCAGUGCUACGAAAUUGAUUGAAGCCCUGUCGCAGCAACUCACCGCUGCAGUGCCGCUGGCCUCUCCGGCCCCGACCGCUGUCAACACUCACCAGCUGCACCAUGGGCAGCGUUAG
This is a messenger RNA of Schistocerca gregaria, 1176 nucleotides long. Its product is annotated as proline-rich protein 36-like. Bases 1 to 1176 code for a protein of 391 amino acids. The record is from RefSeq and is a predicted model, not a curated record. NCBI's taxonomy places the organism in Eukaryota, Metazoa, Arthropoda, Insecta, Orthoptera, Acrididae. The transcript has 2 exons.